Messenger RNA from Aspergillus heteromorphus CBS 117.55, 1022 nucleotides. Its product is annotated as alpha/beta hydrolase. NCBI's taxonomy places the organism in Eukaryota, Fungi, Ascomycota, Eurotiomycetes, Eurotiales, Aspergillaceae. The transcript has a single exon. The coding region runs from base 168 to 917 and encodes 249 amino acids. The record is from RefSeq and is a predicted model, not a curated record.
CCCAUAUCCGGCUGCAUGACCAGCUGAUCGGAAGUAGUACCAGGGAAGCAUCGAUCUUCAGGCCGGCAGUUGUCCGCAACCGGUCGUCUUGACUCCGCAGCAUAUAAAGCCGCGUAUCCAGACGGGCAGAGUGGGAUCAUGAACCACUGGAUCCAUCAUCAAUCGCCAUGGCCGACUCAACAACCAUCCUUUUCGUACCCGGCGCCUGGCACAAUCCAGACUGUUUUGACCUUGUCGUGCAAGUCCUCGAAGCCGCCCACUACAAGACCGACAAGGUGCACCUCCCCUCCGUCAACGCGCCCACACCCCUUCUCGACUUCGCCCCCGACGUCACCCAGAUCCGCACGCAGAUCGAAAAAGCCGCAGACGCAGGCCGGAAAGUGCUGGUGGUUGUGCACUCGUACGGAGCACUGCCAGCAAACGAAGCAAUCAGGGGCUUAGAAAUGGCGACACGGAAGUCCCAAGGCCUACCCGGCGGCGUCUCGCACUUAUUCUUCUGCUGCUCGUUCGUCAUCCCGGAGGGCGAUUCGCUGAUCAGCGCGUUUGGGGGGAACGAUCUUCCGUGGUUCUUGGUUGCGGAGGACCGCUUGCUAGUUGACCCCGACACGCCGGAGUUCGUGUUCUAUAAUGACUGUGAGGAGGGCCAAACUAAGAGUGCGGUCGCGGCGCUGCGGACGCACAGCUAUCAGACUUUCCUCUCUCCUUGUACCUAUGCGGCGUGGAAGCAUGUCCCCAGCACGUAUCUGUACUGUCUGCGGGACGAGGCCAUUCCGAUGGCCGUGCAGAGGAUGAUGGUGGAGGAGACUGCUAAGGGGUAUGAUAUGCGUACGGAGACUCUGGACGCGUCGCAUAGUCCUUUCUUUAGUAUGCCGGUUGAUAUGGCCGAGGCGAUACGGCGCGCUGCGGAGAGGGGGUAGUUGAUUGUCGACGCUGUUCUUGAUGAUAUGUGUUCGGACCAUGGAGGCAAAAGAAGAACUCCACUUGCCGUGGCCCUGGGGAUGGUCCAGCACUGUCAACAAUAA